AUGAGUUUGAAAUUUUUUGCUUGGAAUGUGCAAGGUUGUGGCAAUCCCAGAUUUCUCCUUGCAGCUAGACAUUUCUUACGUGAGAACAAACCUGAUCAUGUUGGUAUUCUAGAGCAACGCGUUAGUGGUUUGAGAGCAGACUCCAUUAUCGCAGCCCUUGGUUUUCACCGUUCUCAUCGGGUUAAAGCUAUUGGCAAUUCAGGGGGCAUUUGGUUGUGUUGGAAUUCUUCUGUUGAGAUCACCAUUCUAUAUAGCCAUUUCCAAUUCAUACAUUGCCAAGUCUCCUUCCCGAACAGCUCCUUCUUUCUUGCCUCUAUUGUUUAUGGAACCCCGAAGGCAGCCAAACGGCGAUCUCUAUGGUCUGGCCUUCGCUACAUUACUCGUAAUAUUACCUCCUCCUGGAUAAUCUUGGGAGAUUUUAACGCCACUUUAUCCUCCUCUGAUCGCAUGGGUUGCGCCUCUUUGAAGCAUAACAAAGAUUUCCAAGAUUUCUUAUGGGAUUUGUCUCUUCGUGAUAAGGGGUUUCAUGGCCCCAAUUACACCUGGUCUCGAAGUACUGCUCAAGUUCGGCUUGACUGUUGUCUUUGUAACAGCUAUUGGGACGAAUGUUUCCCUAAAUCUUCCAUCUUGCACCUCCUCCGUAUGCGCUCUGACCACCGGCCUAUUUUCUUACAAGUUGAAGGUACUGAGAAAAAUCUUUCAAAAGCUCAUUUACGGAAUUUCUCAGGCUGGCUUAGUCACGAUGAUUUUACCCGUAUGGUGUGUGACAACUGGACUCCAGGACCUUCUCUUUCUGAGAUCAUCCGUUCCUUCACCAUGGCUGCUGAUGUUUGGAACACUACUUUGGUUACAUCGGAACUAAGAAACAUAUCGUGA
Messenger RNA from Hibiscus syriacus, 876 nucleotides. RefSeq lists its product as uncharacterized. The coding region runs from base 1 to 876 and encodes 291 amino acids. The record is from RefSeq and is a predicted model, not a curated record. Gene Ontology annotation, molecular function: catalytic activity. The transcript has a single exon. Lineage: Eukaryota; Viridiplantae; Streptophyta; Magnoliopsida; Malvales; Malvaceae.